UGGUACGCGCUGAGCGCGGGUGGUAACGUGGUCAACAAGGUGAUUCUGAGCGCCUUCCCGUUCCCCGUGACCGUGUCUCUGUGCCACAUCCUGGCGCUGUGCGCGGGGCUCCCGCCGCUGCUGCGCGCCUGGCGCGUGCCCCCCGCGCCCCCAGUCUCGGGCCCUGGGCCCGGGCCGCAUCCGUCUCCCGGCCCGCUGCUGCCGCCGCGCUUCUACCCGCGCUACGUGCUGCCACUCGCGUUCGGCAAGUACUUCGCGUCCGUGUCAGCGCACGUCAGCAUCUGGAAGGUGCCAGUGUCCUACGCGCACACCGUCAAGGCCACCAUGCCCAUCUGGGUGGUUCUCCUGUCCCGGAUCAUCAUGAAGGAGAAGCAGAGCACCAAGGUGUACCUGUCACUCAUCCCCAUCAUCAGCGGCGUCCUGCUGGCCACCGUCACCGAGCUGUCCUUCGACAUGUGGGGGCUCAUCAGUGCCCUCGCUGCCACACUGUGCUUCUCGCUUCAGAAUAUUUUCUCCAAAAAGGUAUUGAGAGAUUCACGGAUCCACCAUCUCCGGCUCCUGAACAUCUUGGGCUGCCACGCUGUCUUCUUUAUGAUCCCCACGUGGGUCCUGGUGGACCUUUCAGCUUUCCUAGUCAGCAGCGACCUGCAGGCUAGGUCUCAGGUGUUGACAGCUGCUGAGAAAUGCCAGCGUGGGCGACUCCUGUCCUGACAGUCUGGUUCAGGUCUCACUUCGACUUGUCCACACUGCGCUUGCGUUGCUGGAUCCCUUUCUCGGUGUCCUCUCUGCCCAUACUCCCGUUACUGUGGAGGGAUCCUUGGCUCUCCGAGCACAGGAAAGAGAAUCUUCCCACCACCUGCAGGGCCAGCCUCCAGACAACGCACUAGAAACUCACACGCAGUGUGACAGUGAUGAGGAGAAGGUGCGUGUGUUUUUUCCAAGCCUGAGUUAGAGAGGGGAGUAAAUGUAUAUCAGGGCUCAGUGAGGCCUGAUGGAGUUCUUGACUUCCGUCUUCAAUCCUCAGCACCACCUGUAGGCGUAGUGCACAUUAUCUCCAGGCUCCAGUUGGGGAGACUGGCUCUGUUCUUGCUUCCUUUCUGUAUUGAUCAACUGUAAGUUUUCUGCAAAGAACUUUCCAGCAUCGACCAGGACUCAUUUGUUACCUUGAAGUAUAUGAAAGUUCAGUGCUUCUCUUUUUUUUUCAAUUACCAAUUUUCAGAGAGAAGUUCUAGCUUACUGCAAAUGUUAACUAGUGAG
Leptonychotes weddellii (Weddell seal) is the source of this 1257-nucleotide messenger RNA. The record is from RefSeq and is a predicted model, not a curated record. NCBI's taxonomy places the organism in Eukaryota, Metazoa, Chordata, Mammalia, Carnivora, Phocidae.